This is a messenger RNA of Cavenderia fasciculata, 2148 nucleotides long. RefSeq lists its product as uncharacterized. The record is from RefSeq and is a predicted model, not a curated record. The transcript is spliced from 2 exons. Bases 1 to 2148 code for a protein of 715 amino acids. Lineage: Eukaryota; Evosea; Eumycetozoa; Acytosteliales; Cavenderiaceae.
AUGAACAACAAAGAAGUAAAUAUAAAUAAUCUAUUUAAAAGUUUAUUACAAAGUAGUUAUAUCAGAAAAAAGAUAUUCAAUCAUGUAGAGAUCAUACAUCAGAGUAUCAAUGAUAGUUACAAGAAUCAUCACAUACGAUCACUCAAAUCAAAUCAGAUAGUUACACUAUGUGAAUGCAUCAAAGUAUAUAGAAAUGAUCUAUUCAUUAAACACUUUGAUAGUGUAUAUCAAUCAGUUUCUAAAGAUCAACACAACUAUCAUUUACUAGAUGAAAAUGAAGAUGUUGAUGAUGAAGAUACUAAUAAUGAUCACAAUUCAUUUGUUGGUAUUCUUACAAGACACGUAGUCUUGAAUGGUGAUUUGGAGAUGUUUGAUAGAAUUUGUAAAGAUCAUCUGGAUGAUAUCAGUAACAAAUGUGGUUUUUAUAGUCAAUGGGAAUCAUUUGGAAAUUUAAUCAACAAAUUAACUACUCAACAACAACAUUCAACAAAUAAUAAUGAAAAUAAUAGUAAUGAAUCAAAAUAUGAAAUAAUAUUUGAAAUGGUAUCAAAGUUGAUACUAUUUGGUUGUUUAGAUUUAAGAUCAAACUUAUUUAUUGGUGCAUUGGAAUGUGAUAAUAAUCAAGAGAUUAUAAAAUGGAUCAGAGAUAGUUUUGAUGAUUCAAAAGAAGGUUUUAAAAAACUAUGUCAAGAAUCUAAUGUUUUUCAAUCAAUUGAAAGAUAUGCAACAACCAGUACACUUGAAUUAAUAGAUUUCAAACUACAACUACUUAAUUCACCAAUAUUAUUGUCAAAUAGAGCAUCUCUACAUGGAAACUUGGAUUUUCUAACAUACAUGUAUGACAUUAAAGAAUUCAAACCUCUAUUUCAACAUGAUAGCUGUGCACAACUCCAGGUCUCAUUGCUAGGAGGACAUUUGGAAUGUGCCAACUUUUUAAUCACGGUUACCAAACAAGGUGGUGUACCACUACUAUAUAGAAUGAUAGAUCCAUUAAUCAUGUCACUGGAUCUUGUCAAACGGUUGGUUGAUAGUCAAUGUAAAAUUACUGAUUUUGAUGGAUUGAUUGAAUCGGCUAUUAAAUUAAAUCAACCUGAAACUUUGGAGUUUAUCUUGUUGCAACGCGUUACAGACACACAUGCAAUUUACAAAAAGUUUGUGACCAUGUCUCUUGGAGUGAAUAACCCAAUCAUCACUGAAAUGUUGUUGGACAAGUUCUUCUCUUCCUCGGAGGGUCGACCACCUCAAACAUUUAUAGUAGAUUAUAAUGACGACAAUAUAUGUUAUGGUCCGCUACUUUUACUUUUCAACAAAGGUCACACUAUUGAAAUAUCUCCAUUCAAUUCUCUAACCAAUGUUAGAACCAAAAGAUAUCAAAUUCCAACCUCACCACAAACCAUUCAAUUAUUAAUCGAUCGUCUAUCGAUUGAAAGUGGAAAUAUUCAACCUUGGGUAAUCCUUUCAUCGGUAAAACAUCCAGACUUUAAAAACACAAAGCUGUUGCGUGAUACAAUAUCAGUCAUCAAUCAACACCACCGACAAGAUUUAGGUUUAUUCAAACGUAUACUGCGAUAUGACAUAUUACCAGAAUUAUGCAAGAAAGGUUUGGUUCAAGUGGUAGAGUGUUUUGAAAGUAUUGAAGGCUUGUUUUUGGAAUGUGGAGUUAGACUUUUUGGAACAGCAUUACAACACAAACAUAUUCAACUGGCACUAUUCAUUGGUCAAAUGAUCGCCACCCAAUUCAAAAAAAUGGAUGAUCUCAAACCACAAAUCUUGGCCUCAUUCUACUUUAUAGAUAAUGAUCAAGACUUUGAAAUGAUGUGGGAUGUAAUACAACCUUGGACUAGUCCCUCUUUAUUUGUAACAAAGGCUAUUUCAUCAAGUGCCAAUUUCGCAUUUUCACAAAGACACCGAGUCACCAACACAAUCGAUAGAAUCAUCAAACACUAUACUCGAUAUUAUAAUGGUCCAGAGAAAGAUCAAUAUAAUAUGACACCACUUGCUCUCAACAACGAGUUGGAAAUUGAUCCACUGAAUAUCCAUCAUCUAUUUAAUUAUUACAGAGAUUGUCCAGUCAUUGAUUUCACUGAUUUCAAUAUAGAUCAAUAUUACAUUCAAACUGAUGGUAUAAUCCCAUUCACAAAGAAAUAA